CCACGACUGUGUAAGGAAGACGAAGAACAAAUUAAGAGAGAGACUGUGACUUAUGGCCAUGUUGAAACUGCGAUCCGCCUUUAUCCUCGGUGUAGUUUUCUCCAUAUUAUCUAUAUCACAAUGCAUCGACGACAAGUGUGCAGCAUGCAAUGCCAUUGCGGAGGAGCUAGAAAUUGGGCUUGCUAAAGAAAAACCAAGAAAUAAUUUAGACAUGAGACAUCGGUUGAAUUCUAAAGGUCAACGCGAGGGAAAAGUGAUUGAUUAUAGGGUAAGUGAGCUGAGAGUGGUCGAUCUUCUUGACGGACUCUGUGACAAGAUGCAAGACUACACACUACAAAAGACUGAUUCAACCAGACAAUUGUGGAUCAAAAUGCCUAAUUGGGAUAACAACCUCACUAUCAAUAAACAAGAAGCUAGAGCGAAUUCAAAAGAUAUUUCAACUUACUGUGGAAGGUUGCUUGAGAAAACUGAAGACGAGCUGACGGAAUUGAUGAAGAAAGGACUUGUUGAAGCAGGAGAUGUAAGCAAGGUUCUAUGUCAAGACCUUAGCAAACACUGCAGUUCAACCAGGGAUAGCCAACAGCCUGAUGAAGAACUAUAAGACCUAAUUUUGCAUAGUUAUCAUAUAUACAAUGGAAAUGAGCUUAUUUAAUUUGAAGUUAUCAGAAGAACUUUAGCCACCUUAUGUUUCUCUACUUCCACCACCAGAUCAAAUGUAUAACCAUUUGCUUUGUUUGAAACUUCCAAGAGCAAUUCAAUCCCUUUUUUUACA
This is a messenger RNA of Impatiens glandulifera, 772 nucleotides long. Its product is annotated as protein canopy-1. Lineage: Eukaryota; Viridiplantae; Streptophyta; Magnoliopsida; Ericales; Balsaminaceae. The record is from RefSeq and is a predicted model, not a curated record. The transcript is spliced from 9 exons. The coding region runs from base 53 to 601 and encodes 182 amino acids.